CUGAAAAGGAACAUUGCAAAAUGAAAUUUAUACUUUUAUUAGUUAUUGCCUCAUGUGCAUAUUAUAUAAAUGCCUUAGACUGUGGUAUUCGGAGAGGAACUGACGAAGCAUUGCAUCAAGUUAUGUCAAUUUGUGUAAAAAACAAUGAAACCUUGGCAAAAAUUAUGAAACUGACUUCAGGAAGUGAUUUUUCAUCAUCCUCAUCAUCAUCAAUGGAGGCACAACAAUCAGACCACCAAAUUAAAACAGGAUUUGGCAGAGAAAUAAGAGAUGGACAAAGUAUUUUACAACCAAUGUUGAGAGUCAGAAGAUCAAAAUUUAACACUCUAUACAACGGAAAUGAAAGAUACGGAAAAUUACAGGAAGAAACAACAACAGAAGAUUCCCGUGAAAACAGCCACGAAAAAAGCAAAGAACAAUCCAACGAGACUAAUGAAGACGUAUCAGAAAUCUGUAUCGUAAAAUGCGUUUUUCAAAAUUUCGGAAUGAUGGAUUCAGAGGAAUCGUUUGACCACGAAAAGUUCAUUGAGAACCUUUUAAAAACUGCUGAAACUCGAGAACUAAAGGACUUCCUACAGGAUAGUGCUAAUGAAUGUUUCCAGCAAAUCGAUAAAGAAUCGGAUUUGGAUUCCUGUGUUUAUGCUACCAAAUUAGCAGAAUGUUUAGCAAAAAAGGCAAAGUCGAAUUGUGAAGAUUGGCCAAUUGCAGAUUUUCCUUUUAAAUAUUAAGUUUUCCAAUAAUUAUUAUUAUAUUGUUAUGUAAAUAUAUAUUGCUCUAAUAAAAUAGCAAGUGGUGGUGAAACUUA
This is a messenger RNA of Aethina tumida (small hive beetle), 805 nucleotides long. RefSeq lists its product as uncharacterized. Gene Ontology annotation, molecular function: odorant binding. The coding region runs from base 21 to 728 and encodes 235 amino acids. The transcript has 5 exons. Lineage: Eukaryota; Metazoa; Arthropoda; Insecta; Coleoptera; Nitidulidae. The record is from RefSeq and is a predicted model, not a curated record.